AUGUUCUCUAGAAAGAAAAAGGAAUUAAAUAAAACGUCAGUUUUAAAGAAGAGUCUAGGGGGAAACUUUGGGUCCCACAACUCAUCAGUAAGUAACUCGCUAGCUAAGUUAGCCUAGCUUUAUGAAGACAAUAUUUGCACCUCAGUCCUGGCUAGCUUGCGCGUUUUAAUGUUUUUCGUAAUUUAUAUCACUGCUUGUAAAGCUCCGCGAGUUUGCGUUGGUAUAUACAUAAUUUAGCUACUAGCUAAAUCUACUUGAAGUUGCCUCAAGCAUUGGUAGUGUACGAUAAGUUAGAACGAAUGUCCCUGAGGGGGAAACUGUCUUAUGUUACAUCUGUAUUGUUUGCUAAUGCUAACUUUAGGGGACUUAUGUUUUGCAAUGCCGCCAGGUGUGGGCGUGGCUUCCAGUCUGACACACCUUUCACCUGGCAAUGAUCAGUCAACUUGUCACUGUUUGGGAAUUUUCCAGUCUUGGUCAUCCUCAUUGAAUCAUCUCUCUCUUUCUGUGUUUCUCCCAUAUGCUUUUGCAUUGUGACUCAUGGCCUUUCAAAUUGUUUUAUUGGUACAGGUUUCUCAACAACAGUUGUCUUCAUCAUCAGCAUCAUCAUCGUCUAGUCAUAACAUCCUUGUCAUCACUCAUCACCACCAUUCUAAUUCUUCCCCAUCUCUCUCAUCUCCUUCCUCUCUUUCUACCUACCCGGCUCUCUACCACCCAUUCCCCACCCUACCUCUCCCUUGUCCUCUGGUGUGUCUCACCACCAGCUAUCUGUCCUCCAGGAACAACUCACUAGAGAUGGUGGCUUGGACGUCCCCCUCCCUCUCCCUGCAUCCCUCCAGGACCCUCCCUGCCCCACUACCGCCUGUCUGCUGCGCACCAGGCUGGCCACGGCCGCCAGCCCUUCCCCUGUCCUUGGAGCCUGCCUUAGACGGCCCACAGCCCUGAGUCGACAUGCCAGUGCGGCUGGCCUCCCCCUACAGGCGGCUGGAGCCUGGGCCUUCAGUAAGACCCAGGGGAAGGGAGCGAGCUGGGCCUCCAGCCCCACCACAGAGGCCUCAGAUGUGGGCAUCGAGGUGGAGGACAUCCCCUCUCUGCUCAGGGAUGUGGCUUGUUUCGCUGAGGCUGUGGAGAAACUGAAAGAAAUGGUGCUGUGGGAAGGUGAGAGAGGCAUUAUAAUGGUCAGGAGUUUUUGACCAGGAAAAUCUCAUAUCUUUAGCCUAUAACUAGAGUUCAGAGUUUUCUUAGUCAGGUAAAAACCCUGGCCCUUAGUUAUGUUGAAACGUGUGUGUAUGCCUGGCGAAACUGAGGAAGGAAGAGGGAGUGUGUCACACAAGGUACGCAGCACUAUAAUAUUUGUCUGGUGUGUAAACACAGCUCACAGGCUUUCCUAUAACCCUCAACCCUUAUAUUACGAGGUCUAGGGGUCGAUUUGGAAUGUAGCAAGCGUUAGCUGGGUCGUUCCACCAAUUCAGUGCAUUUUCAGAUGUGGAACUUGGUGAAAAAAACCUUUAGAUUUCACCUAAUUUUAACAUUCUGUCAUAAAGAGCACAUGUUCAACUUAAUACAAAAUAUUUUUUCCCAUCUCAAAAAAUUACUAUAGUAAGUGCCUAUUAAGUGUCAAAUAAAGUAACAGGGUUGACGAUUUAAUCUUAAAUCAGACAUAAAUCCCCUUGUGACAGGGGAAAUAGAAGCUUGUGUGCAACAGGGAGGGGCAAUUGAAUGCAAGCUUCACACAAAAAAAUGCAAUUGUUAAAACAUUUCUAGCCUGUCUAUCUAUGUGUAACAGGGUUAACGUGUUAUGCUCGACCCACUCAGUUUUCCACCACAAAACACCAGAAAAUGCUUUUACACUGAUUUUUCAAUGUUCAAUGUUUCUUUUUGAAAACAUUAUUUAAAAAGGAAUAGUUUCAUGAUAUUAUAAUGAGAGUCCAGUUCAUGUAACAGUGUUGACCUUAAAACUAGUUUUUUUUUUUUUUCAUAAAAGGAAUCAUUAAUCGCAUUUAAAUAAAUAAUAAUCUUCAGAAAUGCCUUUGUCAAAGCAACAAAAAUAACUAGGGAUUUACAAUGAUGAUGAAACCUUGGAGACAGUUUGUGGUUAAGUGGUAUAAAUCUUCCUGGAAGUCACAGAGUGUGCACAGAGGGACAAAAUGCUGAAUUCUAGCACUUUAGCAAGUCUUUAUUUCAGUGGAGGCUGCUGAGGGGAGGACGGCUCAUAAUAAUGGCGUGGAAUGGCUGGAAUGGAGUGAAUGGAAUGGUAUCAAACAAAUGAAAACCAUGUGUUUGAUGUCAUUCCAUUUACUCUAUUCCGGCCAUUAUUAUGAGCCGUCCUCCCAACAGCAGCCGCCCUCCACUGCUUUAUUCAUAUAAAAAAAUCGGAUUUAUUAAUUUCUCCAUGUGGUCUAUAUUAAAGGGCACUUAAUUUAAUAUAACAGGCUUUUAAAAUUCUAAAUUGGUGCACAAUUUCUAGUAAAAAAUAUCAAAGGGAUGCAAAAGGCAGUUAUUUCUUGGAACGACCCAGCUAAGCCAUGUCAGGGUGACUUGGGCGGCAGGUAGCUUAGUGGUUAAGAGCGUUGUGCCAGUAACCGAAAGGUCGCUGGUUCUAAUCCCCGAGCCGACUAGGUGACAAAUCUGUCGAUGUGCCCUUGAGCAAGGCACUUAACCCUAAUUGCUCCUGUAAGUCGCUCUGGAUAAGAGCGUCUGCUAAAUGACAAAAAAAAAAAAAAAAAAACUUCACUUCCUUACCAGGCAGCUAUUUUCAUCUCAACUUCCUGUUCUCAGUCUCCAAGUAGGGCGAGGAGAUAAGGGAGAGAGAGAGACAACGAAGGGAGGGAAGGGGGAGGGAGAGUGAGAGAUCCUUUUCUUAGUGGGUAUGUGAGUUAUUACAAUGUGACAACAAGAGCCAAACUGAUGGUACAUUCACAAAGAGUUAGGUGCAACUCUGUCUGGUUUUAUUUUUUAAAAACUAAUUAGGGGUCCAAGCAGUAGUACACAGUUAUUUUUGUUAAAACAUUGACGUUUCAGCCCCAAACUGCAUUUUGACUACAUUUUUACGUUGGUUCACGUGCUGUCAGUGUCCACCACCACCUCCUACACCAAGAGUGGCAGUGUGACAGACAAUAGCACUACAGUUCCUGAUUUUCACACUUUAACCGUCGUAGGACCAACUGAGCAACAAGCACACAAAAGGAGAAGUAUAACAGUAGCUGUGUUUGAAGGACGGCUACUGGUUCUUCCUCUUUUCCCAGUAAACAGUGCUUUAUUACAUGGCCUCCUGCUUGAUUCAUUAUAUGUGUGUUUAUACUUGUACUGUGCCGUGUGUGUAUAGUGUACACUGUAUACUGUCUGUUUAUGUACAAAUAACCUACAUUUUCUAUAACAUAUUGUUCCUUCCUUUUGUGUGUGUGUGUGUGUGUCAGGGUUGGGGUGAAUUCUAAUGAAUUUGAAUUGAAGGAAGUAGAAUUUAAUUCAAACGAAUUCAACUGAGAAGUGAAACGUGAAAGUUUAAUUCAUUUGACAUAUAUUUUAUCAAAAGGAUAUGCAGUUAUUAAUGCAAAGAAUACACAUACCAUUUUAAAUAUUAGUUUGAUUAUAAUUGAACGAUUAUGAGAUGUUCGAUUGUUCCCUUCCAUACUGCCGUGUUUGAUCUAAUGCAUUCUGGGGAAUGUUUGUUCUGAUUUUGUUUUUUAAACAAAUUCAAUCCAAAUUCUGCCAUGUGAGCGUAUAAUCCAAGGUUAUUAUAAUACAUUUUUAAAUGUAUUUUUUUCUAAUUCUCAUUUCAGUUUAAUUUCUAUUUAGUUUUCGUGAUUCCGUUUUAGGGAAUAACUUAAUCACUCGCAUGGUUGCCUCACUGCACUUCUGUUUCAAUUAUGAACAUCACCUCAACCUGUUUUUCAUGGUUAUUUCUUCAUGUUUCAUUUUCAGUUCUAGACCUAUAAAUAAAUAGCUGUCUGUCCCUAUCUCAGACAGGCAGAUAGAUAACCUCUCAGACAGGCAGCUGGACCGUCGUGACCUGGCCCAGGAGUGUUUGGGGGAGGUGUUGCGUGUGUUGAGGCAGGUGAUCGGUGCCUACCCCCUCCUCAACACUGUAGAGACCCUCACUGCUGCCGGAACGCUCAUCUCCAAGGUCAAAGGUCAGAGCUCUACUGUUAGAACUGGACACCUGUUGAAAUGUGUGUAGAUGAAGGUGUGGGUGGGGUGUGCACUGAGAUCAAAUGUGUGCAUUUGAUUGAAUGUGUCCAGGGUUUAGUUACAAGGACAGCAGUGCCAUGGGUAAGCAGGACUUUGAGAAGGCCAUAGAGACUAUGGCUGUGGCUUUCAGUAGCAGGUAAGUGUGUUUCGCUUUACUAUCCCUAGCAUCUACAUUGAUAAGGUUUUUCUCUCUCCCCCCUCUAUCCCUAUUUUACCCCCCUCUCCUUCUCUCUCCCUCAGUGUGUCGGAACUUUUGAUGGGAGAAGUGGACAGCAGUACCCUCCUGUCUCUACCGCUAACAGAGAGGAGCAGGGUGAGUGUGUGUGUGUGUAAAAAAAAAAGGAUGGCUCAGGAUGGCUCAGUCGUGAAGGAUGGCUCAGUCUAAGCAUUUGUGUGACCUCGGAAAUGGUGUGUGUGUGUGCAGUCUAUGGAGAACCUGUAUGGCUUAGACUCGGCCCAGGCAAAAGACUGUCAAGGGAGGAGUGACCAACAGCACUGUUGCAGUGAGUACAAAAUGACAUGUUGUCCUCGAUGUCUAAGCAUUCUGUUUCCCUUUCCAAUCAUGUCAUACUUUCUCAUGUGAAUGUGUGUUUGUGCAUUUGUCUGUGCGUGCAUGCUUGCGUCGCUGUGUGUGUGUGUCAGUGCUGAGCGGAGAACAGGUGGACCUCCUACUGCAGUGCAGUGAGGGAGGAGUGGACUCAGCUCUCUCCUAUGCCAAGGCUGUGUCCAGAUACAUGAAGGACGUCAUCAGCUACGUGGAGAAAAGAAGUGCUCUGGGUGGGUUGAUGACUUCCUCCUCUAAUUAUUCUGUCUCUUUUUCCUGUUCUAUCUGUGUCCAUCAGCAGUUGUUCUUGGCCUCUUGGAGCGUCAACUAUAUUACAUACACCUGUCCAGUACCUAGGGGCAGAAAUGGAACUGGGCCAAGCUUUUUGUUGUCCACUUCAAUUUCUGCUAGCCAGGCAGUGUGUGUGUGUGUGUGAGUUUCUGUGUCUGUGUGUUCCAGAGAUGGAGUUUGCCAAGGGUCUGCAGAGGCUGUGUCAGUCCAGUAAGCAGAGCAUUGCACAGGUAAUAGGAGAACACACACACACACACACACAAACAAACACACACACACACACAAACACACACGGACAAACAUGAACAUGCACACAUUAAAAUCUCUCUCAGCCCCAGAUGCCGUUCUUCUCCAUCUACUCUCUGGCUCUGGAGCAGGACUUGGAGCAGAGUGUGGGGGUGCAGCAAACCACUGGCUCCAUACACACUGUUCUACAGGUAAAUACAGUAUCUCACACACACCACAGGAGGUUGGUGGCACCUUCAUUGGGGAGGACAGUUGUGUUCAUGGCUGGAGCGGAAUGAGUGGAAUGGUAUCAAAUACAUCAAUCACAUGGUUUCCAUUUGUUUGAUGCCAUUCCAUUAGCUUCGUUCCAGCCAUUAUUAUGAGCCGUCCUCCCAUCAGCAGCCUGUGACACACACACACACACCUACAAGGAUUAUUACAAGUGAGAUCAUGUCUCUAUCUCAACCCCUCUGUCCCAGCCUCUGAUGCAGUGUAAACAGGAGCAUGAGAGGAGACGCAGAGAGCUCGGAGAACAGUGGCAGAGGGCCCAGAGGAAACUGGUGAAUUCACUCCUAUGUCUUGUCUAUGUUGCUUUGACAUGUUAGUGGCGCGCAUGUGUUAUCAUGUCUCACUCUUAUGUCAUGUACGAGAAAGACAUUGAUAUUCCAUAUUUCAGUGAGAUUAGAUGGUUUACCAAUCCCUCUGUCAAAAGUCAAAAGCCUCGGUGUCACUCUAGACUGCUCCCUCUAAUUCCAACCCCACAUAAAAACCAUAGCCAGGACAGCAUUUUUUCACCUCCGCAAUAUCUCCAGGCUCCGCCCCUCACUAUCACACUCCAGCACUGAAACACUCAUCCAUGCCCUGGUCACUUCCUGUUUGGUUUAUUGCAACACUCUCCUCACUGGUAUCCCCACCAAACUCACCAACAGACUUCAACUGGUCCAGAACUCUGAUGCCAGAAUCCUCACCCGUACCAGAUCAACCAAACACAUCACACCAAUCCUCAUCUGGCUCCCUGUGCAAUCCCUUAUUAACUUUAAGACACUCCUCCUCACCUACAAAUACCUCCACAACCUGGCACCCACCUCCCUCUCUGAUCUUCUCCCAGUCUAUGCCCCCUCCCGCUCCCACCGCUCCUCCUCUGCUGGUGUCCUUGUCUCUCCCCCCAUCCUACCUCUCCACCAUGGGUUCCCGGGCCUUCAGCUGCUCUGCCCCCAGGCUCCGGAAUGCACUCCCCCCACACAUACAACAUGCAGACACAGUCAUCUCAUUCAAAGGCCUCCUAAAAACACAACUCUUCAAGGAUGCCUAUAGCCUGUUCUAUGAUUGACUCUGUCCUACCCUCCCUUCUGUGCAUUCUCAGUAUACCUAGGUAUCCCCCCAACCCACACCCUUACCCUAAACCGGGUCUGUAUCCUAUUCCCAACCCUACCCCCUAAACCUAAACCAGGUUCGUAUCCUCUACCCAACCCCUCCAUCCUCUUUUUAUCUAUCCGAUUUCGUCUGGUCCUUUGAUUAAAAUUGUACUUUGAUUGAUGCAAUUAAUUGUAUGUACUGCACUUGCUUUUAAUGGCAACUUGUAAUGUAAGAUGUCCUUGAUUACCCUGAAAGGCGUCCAUCAAAUAAAAUGUAUUAUUAUUAUUUUAUGUGUUUGUGUGUUCCCAGACUGAUGCUGAGAGUAGCAUGCGUAAGGCUCGAGGCUCGUACGUGAUUCGCUGUGAGGAGUAUGACAAGGCCAGGGGUCGGGUGGAGGAGGAGCUACAAGGGGGAGGGGGCGGGCUUAAAGCUCUGGAUCGGAAGAAGCGAUUGGAGGAGGAGGCCAGGAUCAAGGUCAGCUGACUAGGCUAAUAGGGGCAGAGAGCCCAUCUCGAUUUAGCUUGCCUUGCAUGCCAGAUGGACCAAGUUUGCACUUUUCAGACCUUUUCAUUUAUCCUGAAGUGCCAACUCUGCCAACUCAGUUAUGCCAGGCGAGCUAAAUUAAUCGCACCUAAUGGCUGGUCCGUGUUGUGUAUCACUCUACAGGCUGAAGAGGCAGAGGCUGUGUAUCGUGCAUGUAUAUCCGAGGCGGAGGCGCAGCACCAGGAGAGAGAGCAGACUAAGGGCAGCACUCUCAGACAGAUCCAUGAUGUCAUCAGACACACAGACCACACCCUCAGAUCUGUAAGUCAACUCACGCCUCUAACACGGAAGUAAAACCCUCAACUUGUUUGCAGGUGGAUUGCAUUGCCCAAUCAAACAUCCUAAUUAUGUCUACAUCAACAUUUAGGUUAUAACUGCUCGAUUAUGUUUACGAAGUCUGUCCACAAGAUUAUGGGACAGACAAAAUGUGUUCAUGGAAAUUGUAGUUUGUCUCCAUCAACUUGCUUAGUCCUGGGUGUUGUAGUUCUUGAAAACAUGUCUCCCUCCCCAGUGCACGGUGUCAUACUAUCAGCUGCUGCACAUGCAGACGGCAGCGCUGCCGGUCCAUUACCAGACUCUAUGUGAGAGCACCAAGCUCUACGAGCCGGGACAACAGUACGCCGCUCACGCAAGACAUCUACACAACAGCCCAGAGGACGCCAGACAUCUCUACACGAGCACAGAGGACGCCAGACAUCUCUACACGAGCACAGAGGAUGCCAGACAUCUCUACACGAGCACAGAGGAUGCCAGACAUCUGUCGAACCCAGAGCCAGCAGCUCACUACCGCUUUAAGCCCUACUCCUCAAACCAGUGGGUUCACACUUGAAAUUGUUUACAGUUGACCUUUCAGUGAUUCAUAUUGUUGUAGAGAUCAGAAAAUACCAGGUGCAGAGAAACAUUUUGUAAGUGGCGUUAGCCUUCAAAGGGUCAGAACAGGCCAGUUAGUUGGCUACCAACUACUGUGAUUCUCAGGAGGAAGCGAUGUAAUUUUCUCCUUCCCUCAUCAGACUGUCUGGACGAACCCGCCACAACAGCUCUAACACAGAUGCACCAAUCAGCAUGGAGACCACACCUACCACGGACGCACCAAUCAGCACGGAGACCAUACCUACCACAGACGAGGAGGGUGGUGCUGGGGAUGGAGUCACACAGAGACAUGGUGAGUCCUGAUUGCCUCAUGUAAGGGGUCAUCUAAAUGGAACGUCACUUUCAGGCCACACAAGAAAUGCAGAAGAGUAGCAUUUUUUUCUAACCACAGAUGUGAUUUAUAGGAACCACGAACCAAGAUUAUAAUUUUUCAUUAUGGUGCUUAAUUUGAAAGCUAAUUGGUGGUUUGUGUCCUUAUUGAAGGGCAAGGUCACCAAUCACACAAGUCCUGGCCGUCAACGAUGAGGGACUCGGACAGUCUGGGAGGAGUCUAUGGUCUGGAGUCCUCCAGCACUGGUACCUUAGAGCUCCUGAUGUAGAAACUAGAAUGUCAACCUCCAGCACAGCUACCAUAAAGCCUAAGCAAUAUCUAGAAUACAGAAAAGGGUCCAGCGAUGUAUCAUUCAGAAUAUUCAAUGAUAUAUAAUAGUGUGUUGCUGGUGUGUUUCAGGGCAUGUAACUAAAGCCAAUGAAGAGCUGGAGGAACAUGAUGGAAACGUCACCUCGUUUGAACAGGGUAACAAACACUGUCCUCCUCAAGUCUGUUUGUCUGAACCCUGUCUAAAUCGAGAUCCACACAGUGGGAGAACUGCAUGAAUAGUUUAGGUAAGGAUACGACCCUCUCUUUCUCAUUCUGAACUCUCUCCUCUUUUCUCUUGCUGUGUGUUCGGGGACAGAGCCUGAGAUGGCCGUUCCCACUGUUACCUUCCGGAAUGUGGGAAUGUCCAAGGCAGCAAAGACCCACCGCUUCCGCAAGCUCCGCACACCUGCCAAAUGCAGAGAGUGUAACAGCUACGUGUACUUCCAGGGUGCAGAGUGUGAGGAGGUGAGACACACACACACACACCCCCUAGGAGGUAGAAUAUACUGUAUAAUAUGUCUUCUCUCUGUUUACUGACUGUAAAGGUACUAUAUUAUUUGCUUGUCUUCCCUCCUGUAGUGUUAUCUGGCGUGCCAUAGGCGUUGCUUGGAGAGCCUGGCUAUCCAGUGUGGCCAUAAGAAGCUACAAGGUCGCCUGUUGCUGUUUGGCAGGGACUUCACGCAGGGGCUGGGAGACCCCGAUGGUGUGCCUCUGGUCAUCAGGAAGUGCAUCACAGAGAUAGAGAGCAGGGCUCUUAGCAUGAAGGUGCUUUUACACUUACACACAGAGUAGUACACACACACACACGCAUAGAACACACACACACAUUGAAAUAAUUACUUGACAUAUAAAGUGUGUGUGUGUAGGGUAUCUACCGUGUGAACGGGGUGAAGACUCGUGUGGAGAAGCUGUGCCAGGCCUUUGAGAAUGGGAAAGAGCUGGUGGAACUGUCCCAAGCCUUUCCUCAUGAUAUCAGCAACAUGCUCAAACUUUACCUCAGACAGGUAACAUACUGUUACAUACACUCACAAAAUACUCUUGCUCCACUUCAAGACUCACUAUCCCUCUUUCACUCUCCACCCCCCUCCCUCACUCUCCACCCCCCUCCCUCACUCUCCACCCCCCUCCCUCACUCUCCACCCCCCUCCCUCCCUCCAUCCCCCUCCCUCCCUCUCCCUCCACCCACUCCACCUCCCUCCCUCUCCCUCCCUCCACCCCCUCCCUCUCCCUCCCUCCACCCCCUCCCUCUCGGUCCCCCUCUUCCUCUCCACCCCCCCUCUCUUUUCUUCUCCACCCCCCCUCGCUCUCCCUUCCUCCCUCUCCAGCUGCCAGAGCCUAUCUUGCCCUUCCAUCUCUAUCCAUCUCUGAUGGGGCUGGCCAAGGAGAGCCUGCGUUCUGCGUCUCCUAGCCCAGAUGGAGGUGAGGUGGCUGGGGCAGCGGUGCUGGCAGACCUGGGUGCUGAGACUCCCCUGGAGGUCCUGACUCUGGUCCACAGCCUGAGGGAGCUGAUGCUAACGGAGCUGCCGCAGGCUAACACAGCCACACUGCGCUAUAUUGCACAGCACCUGCGCAGGUGAGGUGACCAUGAGUAAGGCGCACACACAUAAAAUGUGAUUUUAACACGGAACCUUAAUCCUAACGUUUGAUGAAGAACAAAUAGCUCAUCGUGGCCAUUUCUCCUUUCUCUUUCCUUUAUUCUCCUCUGUUUUUGUUACCUUCCUCCUCCUUAUUUCUUUACUUCUCCCCUCCCUUUCUCCUCCUCCGUCUCAGGGUGUGUGAGUGUGAGCAGGAGAACAAGAUGAGUCCCAGUAACCUGGGCAUUGUGUUUGGCCCCACUCUGAUGCGUCCCCGUCCCUCUGGGGCCACUGUGUCCCUGUCCUCCCUGGUAGACUACCCCCACCAGGCCCGCAUCGUAGAGACUCUCAUAGUCUUCUACAGCACCCUCUUCCAUGACUGCUCCAACGGCACCCAAGUUUCCCCCUCAGCCCUAAGCCAGGUGAGUGAGCGACUGUGGGUGUAGGGUGUCAUAGUGAAACAGUGUGCUGGUUCUGCUCUAGAAACAAGUGAUGUUAGGAAAAUAAAAUGAUGGGCCUCGAGAGGGUGGAAGAGCGGUACCAACCACACAAAUAGAAGGCCGCUUACACACAAUGAAAACAUGCACACUAUUGUUUAUCACAUUGAACCAUUUCUUCUGUGUGUUUCUCCUAGGACGGUGGAGAGGAGGAGGAGAGAGACUGUGGGGGAGGAGCCCAGGGGAGUAUCGACAAGGGAGACAACAGGACAGACGCCAAAUAA
Messenger RNA from Coregonus sp. 'balchen', 10949 nucleotides. The record is from the annotation of a GenBank genome assembly. Lineage: Eukaryota; Metazoa; Chordata; Actinopteri; Salmoniformes; Salmonidae.